This is a messenger RNA of Rhodotorula graminis WP1, 1158 nucleotides long. RefSeq lists its product as uncharacterized. The transcript is spliced from 7 exons. Bases 47 to 1135 code for a protein of 362 amino acids. Gene Ontology annotation, molecular function: FAD binding; D-amino-acid oxidase activity. NCBI's taxonomy places the organism in Eukaryota, Fungi, Basidiomycota, Microbotryomycetes, Sporidiobolales, Sporidiobolaceae. The record is from RefSeq and is a predicted model, not a curated record.
CCAGGCUGCCACGGUUGCUCGCUAGCUUGUCCUGCCUCGGUCCAGCAUGCCCGCCAGGCACGUCGUCGUUCUCGGAGCCGGUGUGGUCGGCCUCUCGACCGCCAUCAGGCUCCUCGAGCAUGGCUACAAGGUCGACGUCGUCGCGCGCGACCUCCCCGACGACCCCAAGUCGAUCGCCUUCACCUCGCCCUGGGCGGGAGCUCAUCAUGUCAGCGUCGCGACGGGCUCGGAUAUGCGCAUGCACGAGUUCGACAAGCACACCUUCGAGGUCAUGUCGACGAUGAUCGAGCAAGGUCACGGAUCUUUGUUCUUCUGCACCCAGACCGAGUUUCGCGAGCAGUCACGACCAACGGGCGAUGCAGGCAAGCUCUCGCAGCUCAGCUUGGUGUCGCGCUACCAUCCAGAUUUCCGCUGGCUCGACGAGCACGAGUUGCCGGCCGGCAUCGCCCACGGCGCCACCUUCAAGGCGAUCCUCAUCGACACGCCGACCUACCUGUCGUCGCUUGUCGCCCGGCUCAAAGAGCUCGGCGGCAGCCUGCACCGGAGCAACUCGCUGUCGAGCCUCGACUCGGUCCUCUCGGUCCACCCGUCCUUCGCUCACGCCGACCUCGUCGUCAACUGCUCGGGCCUCGGCGCUCGUACGCUCGUACCGGACGACAAGGUGUUCCCGACCCGAGGGCAGCUCGUCAUCGUCAAAGCGCCGUGGGUCAAGGAGGGCCGGACCCGACUCGGCGACGGCGUCUACACGUACACGAUCCCGCGCCCCAAGACGGGCCACGUCGUGCUCGGAGGAUGCGCCGAGAAGAACAACUGGGAUCCAAGGCCUCGCUCCGACAUGGCUCGCCAGAUCAAGGAGCGCUGCCUCGCCCUGUGCCCCGAGCUCCUCCCGCCCGACAAGCGCGGCAACGGCACGAGCGACGACUUGGACGUCGUCGAGGACGCGGUCGGGCUGCGGCCGACGCGCGAGGGCGGGAUCCGGCUCGAGCUCGGCGCGCUCGAGGGCGACGGGCGGCGAGUCGCAGUCGUGCACAACUAUGGGCACGGCGGGUACGGUUUCCAGUCGAGCUGGGGGAGCGCAGAGGCGGCGGUCGAGCUGGUCGAGGAGGCGUUGUCGCGACGCGCGGCCAAGCUGUAACGCAACGAGCCCGGCUUUUCGAC